Messenger RNA from Cokeromyces recurvatus, 856 nucleotides. Its product is annotated as Pre protein translocase subunit Sec66-domain-containing protein. The transcript has a single exon. Gene Ontology annotation, biological process: post-translational protein targeting to membrane, translocation. Lineage: Eukaryota; Fungi; Mucoromycota; Mucoromycetes; Mucorales; Mucoraceae. Gene Ontology annotation, cellular component: Sec62/Sec63 complex. The coding region runs from base 248 to 667 and encodes 139 amino acids. The record is from RefSeq and is a predicted model, not a curated record.
AUAUGUAUAUCGCAGGGCAACAAGUAAUCAUUAUUUUUUAUUUUAUUUUAUUUUAUUUUUUUAUUUUCUUAAAUGUACAUGUAUACAAAUGGCUAAACAUGCUUUUUAAUAUUCUUCAUUUACAGUGACUCGCUCGAUUGAAGCAUGGUUCCCAAUUAACACACAAAAAGAAGAAUAUAUUGCACUUUUAAAUAGUGAAUCAGCCAUCCCAGAACAUCAUUUACGUGCAGCCCUUUUGCGUCGAGCCAUGGAGGCCGUCCGUCGUCUUAUCCAAGUCCAACAAGAAAAGCCUGCUCUACAACAGUUGAUGAAAGCAGGUAGCAUAGGUGAUGAUCUUUGGCAGGAGUUUAGUGCAGCUGAACAAGAAAUCACAGCCGAGUUACAAGAAAUUGCAUUAGAGGCCAACACCUUUAAAGAAGGAUGGGGACAGACAAUCUUUAGUACAGCAGCUCAAAUGUUAGAACAUGAAAAACAAAAGCAACUGCAAGUAGAAAUGAAGGCUAUGCUAGAAGAAGAAACACUACGCAAGAAGAAGGAGGAGGAAAGAGAAGCCAAGGAAGCUAAAGAGAAUGAAGCUAGACGUGCCAAAGAGGCUAAAAAAGCCGAAGAAGAAUUAUUGAGAAUGGAAGAGCAAGAAAAGAAAGCAGCAGCUGCUAAAAAGAAAUAAAUCCAUGCGCUUUUUUCUAUAUACAUAUAUAUAUCAAUAUAUAAAAAUUGAAUAAAAUAAAUAAGCUAUAUUAUUUAUGGAUGAGUUAUUCUUUUAUAUUCUCCUUAAAAAAACAGAAAAAGAUAAAAGAAAAAAAAAAACUUGUUUAAUGUAGUACAGUAGAUUCUGUCAACUAUGAAUGUCGUUGAC